Messenger RNA from Guyanagaster necrorhizus, 901 nucleotides. RefSeq names its product SNase-domain-containing protein. The transcript has 8 exons. Gene Ontology annotation, cellular component: mitochondrion; cytoplasm. Lineage: Eukaryota; Fungi; Basidiomycota; Agaricomycetes; Agaricales; Physalacriaceae. The record is from RefSeq and is a predicted model, not a curated record. Bases 77 to 832 code for a protein of 251 amino acids.
UGGCAGACGCGCCUUUUCUGGAUCCCUCCUACUUAAGCCUUAGUACCUCCUUCCAUCUCAGCUCCCGAUAUCAGCAAUGUCGUCAAAGGAUGGGAUCGACAGACUUUUCGAGGCUCUAGACCAAUAUCCUCCAGAGGUGCUAGUCUUUUCAGCAUUUGCCUUUGGUGCAGCAACGACCUUUGGUGGUCGACGAGUUUAUACACGAUAUUUCCGGCGAAUUCAGAAUGGUGAUUGGGUCACUCCUGAUAUGCUAACAAGGAAACGCUGGGUGAAGGGUGUUGUGACUAGUGUAGGAGAUUCUGAUAAUUUUCGUCUCUACCAUACUCCUGCCUUUGGAUGGAGAUGGCCUAUCAAGUUGAGGCGCGUGCCGACUACCGCGAAAGACUUGAAAGACAAGACACUCCAUAUACGAAUUGGCGGUGUCGAUGCCCCCGAGGCGGGACACUUUGGCCGGCCAGCGCAGCCAUACGCGGAGGAGAGUUUGGCGUUCUUGAAAGAGAAGGUGUUCGGGAAGACCGUGUAUUGUCAGCUAUCGAGGCGUGAUCAGUACGCUCGCAUUGUAUCCACCGUCCUUUUGCCACCGAGAAUAUUACCAGGCUCUCUUUUCUAUGGGAAGAGCCUAUCGUUGGAGAUGUUAAAGCAUGGUUGGGUGACAACAUAUAUGCAGUCAGGCGCUGAAUACGGCAAAUGGAGCAAAGAAGAAUUCCUCCGAGUAGAAAGCGAAGCCAAAGCAGCUCGUAGAGGAAUGUGGAAGAAGGGUGUGAAAGGAGAGUCUCCCGCUGAAUACAAACGCCGAUACGCUGACGUUGAAACCGCGAAGCCUCCAAGAUGACUGCUUCGCCUUCAAGUCCUAUAGUGUCAUAACUGUGUUAUAAUACAAUACAUACUUAAUAAAUCAGGC